This is a messenger RNA of Oryzias melastigma (Indian medaka), 6241 nucleotides long. Its product is annotated as un-named hu7910. Gene Ontology annotation, molecular function: protein binding; peptidyl-aspartic acid 3-dioxygenase activity. The transcript is spliced from 10 exons. Gene Ontology annotation, cellular component: endoplasmic reticulum; membrane. Gene Ontology annotation, biological process: peptidyl-aspartic acid hydroxylation. Bases 2869 to 5253 code for a protein of 794 amino acids. The record is from RefSeq and is a predicted model, not a curated record. Lineage: Eukaryota; Metazoa; Chordata; Actinopteri; Beloniformes; Adrianichthyidae.
UGUAUUAGGGAUUUUUAAGCAAUUUUAGUACAAAAGUUUCUGAUAUUAAGGUCAACUUCAGCAUUCUUUCAUAGUUCAUAGUUUACUUUAAUUAAAUUUCCAAUUUUGUUUUUUUUAAGCAAAUUUGACAUUUUGCAAAGAGGAAUACUGAAGUCUUUGACUGAAAGGACGUGUUUUAAUCUGAUUUGGUGUUUCGACCUCUCCCUGAUGCAUUUGUGGUAUGGCCUGUUUCCUCCUCAUUUUGCUGAGCUGGAUUUCUCCUGAAUGAAAGACCAAGAGCUGCUGGUGGUUUCCUGUCGGGGAUUUCAGUAGAGUUGGGGUCCAGUGUUGAGGAAGCUGGGAGCAUGUUUGAGCAGGAGCUGGAGUCCGUUACCGGGUAUCUUCAUCUGGAGAGGAUCCGUUCUGUGAGCACGACAGAUGUGAUGUUGAGCAGCAGCGUGGACAGACCUUCCCUGAGUUAACCACAAACACAGACUUGUUCUAGGUGCAUUGCUUCAUCUAAUAAGGAAAGCUGAGUAAAUGCUGAUUAUAAAUGUAAUAUUUCAUUGAAUUUCACUGCCAUGAAACCAUUUUGUUUAUAAAUAUUAUUCUAAUGUUCACGUUAGCAUUCAGUUUUAACCUGCAAGAAGAGACAUUUCUAAACUGCUUUGAAAAUGUCAACGUCAACUUUGUUAAUAAAGCUUUAAGACUCAAGAUGGUAAACAUAGAGCCAGUUAAGAAUAAAGUAAGUCCAAUAUGAAGACUUUAACCAGGAGUUCUGAUUGAACAUUAACUUGGUGUUUGGAGUUUCCUGCUCAUCAGGCCAACACUUCAGGCAGGAAUCACGGCUCCUCUCCGUCUCUCCAAGACAUCCUCAACAACCAAUCAGACUUACGCAGCAGAUCCAGAAAAAAAGCUUUUCCAAAGGACCUACAAUUAAAAAAGAUUACAUUAAAAUAAUAAUGAAUGAAUAUAUUCCACAUAAAUCUCUGAUCUAUUCCAUGGUGAAAUUACUUUAGUCUGCUUUGCAUUCCCUUGUAGAUCUCUCUGUUCUUCUGGAAAAAACUUCUAAAAACUUGACCUGGAGGGGGAAAAAACAUACACACAUUUUAAUUUAACAAAGUAUUUUAGAUAUUAUUGGAGCUCAUCACUUUAAGUGUCAUGUAUAUGGUGUUUUUACAGCUUCCUGACACAACCCUGUGUUUGCAAGGCCCAGGGGAACCAAGCAGUAGCAUCAAGAGUCUGCAGACCUUCACCUCCACUGAGACAUCAGCCGCUAUUAUUAUCUUUGGUUAAUAUUUGGGAUUAGGGGACAGUAAGAGAUUUACAGCUGGCUAAACUCUGACUCUCAUGCUCUAAGCACUGGCUUUUGCUGUGAUUGGCAGCAUUUUGAUAGAAAAGAAUUUAAAAUGAUAUAGAAUUCAAAGGGAAUUCUAAUCAGAAAAUAUACCAAACGAACAGAUAAGACAUAUAAAGAACUUCAUAAAUAACUAACAGACCUGUAGUGAGGUAAUUAUGACUCCCUCUCCCCCAAACAGGGUCCAGGUUUAUUUUGAAAUUAUCCCAGUAUUUUAUUGUGUAAUUUGUUCACCGUUUCCUGUCUCUGCGUGAUCAUUGAUGUGUCGUGCUGUGAAGACCGGGAAAAGAAACUAAUAUGGAGCGUUUUUCUGAAAUAUUAUCCAUAUUUUAGCUUGUUGAAUUGGUGGACUGGUUAGACCAUAACUCCUAGAAUCGAGUCGCUUCGCUGUCACGUGUCUGUACGUUCCUGUGGAGCUGCAGCUUCUCUCCCUGUCGCUCCUUCGCUCUCUGUUUCUGUUCUGGUGGCUCUGUGCCCGAGAGGAGCGGCAGCUCAAGCCCCGCCCCCUCCCAGUUCUCCCAGUAUUUAGCCACGCCCCCUCAGAGGAGAUUUUGGAAACAGAGGCUUCACGUCAACAUGAAAAAUGGCUUUUUAAGACAUUAAGGCUGUGGGAUUUCGAAUAAAAACUUCAUAAUUAACACAGGUAAAUACUGAGUGGUGAGUGAGGAACCGUCGGUAGUUUAAUAAUCGGCCCAUUUUAUCCGCAAAUGUUUCUCUUAUCGUUGUGACGUCAUAAUGUCCAGUAUCGUCCGAUAAAUAUUUGUAACCAAUAUUAUCGUGCAGCCCUAAUUAAAACACUACUAGGAAUGUUUUUUUAAAAUUGUCAACUUUUAGGAAUUACACACUCGUAUAUGUCCUCGAUUAUCAGAUAAAUGCCACAAGAACACGUUAAAACACCAUUUUCAUUGGAGUGGGUCUUUUGAAACUAUUUUGUUGUCUGGAUAUAUUCAGCCUGAUUUCAAAAACCUUCUUGACGUUUAUUGUUAUAUUCAGGACGACUGUGGGGGCGUGUUCUUUUUUUUAACCUUAGAUCCUAUCAGAGCUGGAAUUUGAGCAUUUUAUCCACCCUAACAUGUUUAAAAAUAUCUGGACCGGUCAGCAGCUGCUCAUGGUGAUCCUCGACCGGCCUGCUUACUGCUCCUAGUGUUCUUCUGGGUCUGGAUCAAGCGGCCUCAGAACCAGCUUGUCAGAAGACAAGUGUCAAGGUUAGUUGUUGGUGUGUUUGUCCUCUCUGGCAUCCGCCCCGCUCACAGGGCCUCACAGGGUUUUGUCGGCUCUAAUAAUAGUGUGGAUCAGGUUCUGGCUUUUCAGGAGCCUCACAAUCUCUGUAGCUUUGGGAGGAAGAGGAGGAGCUGGCUUUCUCCUGCUGGAGUCUGGACUCUUUUGUUGUUUCUUCUCAGUUUCUACUGAUCCGGGUCAGUGUUUGUCUGUCUUUGUGUUGUUUUUGUUGUUGUUCCGUUCCUCCUCUGGAACAAAAACUCCUCAUUUGUUCCUGAAGCUGCUGUCUCGUAUCCGUGGUUCUCUGAGGCAGCAUGCAGCGAUACCACCACUAUGAGAAUUCGUACUCCUCCUCCCCACCUCCUGCUGCUCCUGUAGAGGAGAUCCACACAGAGCAGCUGCUGCAGGAGGAGGAGGAGGAGGAGGAGUACACCGAGGAGGAAGAGGAAAUGCAACCUUUGCUGCGGGAGUCAGGAGGCGUCGCUGAGGAGGAAGUCGUGCAGAAAGAGGAGGCUGGAGUCCAGGAGUCGGAUAGGGAAGAGGGAAAGACGGCGCCGCUGGAGAGCAAGAACGGACAGAGAGCAGAAGGCGAAGGGGGCGGAGCUGCCAAGUACUCCAUGUUCACGUGGUUGGUGGUCCUGGCUCUGCUGGGAGUGUGGAGCUCCAUGGCGGUGGUCUACUUUGACAUCGUGGACUAUGACAGCGUCAUCGCCAGAGCUCAGGAGUUUCGGUUGAACUUUUCUGAAGUUUUGCAAGGUAAACUGAAGGCCUACGACUCGGACGGAGAUGGAGACUUCGAUGUGGAGGAUGCUAAAGUUCUGCUCGAUGACAGGAAGUUCAGAGGCCACGCUAUGAGGAGAGAAGGGCUGAGAAAAGACCAGAGAAAAGACGGGAAGAAGAGAGAAGUCGACUCCAGGGCAGUCACUGAUCCAGGUGUAGAGUCUCCUGAAGAAGAAGCUGCAGAUGGAAUGAACACAACCAAAGAACAUCACCACAUCAAAGGCUCCAGGCUGCGCUCGGCUUUAAAAGAAGAGCUGAGAAUGAUCCACGAGAAAAUGGAAGCCAAGAGGAUAGCUCGCAUCGCACUGAGCGAGAUCCGAGUCCUGUUGGCUGAGGAGGAGGAGCGGAGGGAGGCUGACUGGACCCUGAAGAUCAGGAGUCUGGAGGAAGCUCAAGAGCACUGGAGGGAAGAGAAGGAAAGGAUGGAGAGGGAAAAGGCUGAGACUGAAAGGCUGGAAAAGGAGAAGUUGGAGAAGGAAAGACUAGAAAAGGAAAGGUUGGAGAAGGAAAGGUUGGAGAAGGAAAGGCUGGAAAAGGAAAGACUAGAGAAGGAGAAGUUGGAGAAGGAAAGACUAGAAAAGGAAAGGUUGGAGAAGGAAAGGUUGGAGAAAGAAAUGCUAGAAAAAGAAAGACUAGAGAAGGAAAGACUAGAGAGGGAGAAAGCUGAGACUGAAAGGAUGGAAAAGGAGAAGCUGGAGAAGGAAAGGUUGGAGAAGUUAGAGAAGGAAAAGUUGGAGAAGGAAAGAAUUGCAAAGGAAAGACUAGAAAAGGAAAGGCAGGAGAAGUUGGAGAAGGAAAGGCAGGAGAAGGAGAAGUUGGAGAAGGAAAGAAUUGAAAAGGAAAGACUAAAGAAGGAAAGGUUGGAAAAGUUGGAGAAGGAUAAGUUAGAGAAGGAAAGGUUGGAGAAGGGAAGAAUUGCAAAGGAGAAGGCUCAGAAGGAAAUGUUGGAGAGGGAAAGACUUGAAAAGGAAAGACUAGAAAAGGAAAGGCAGGAGAAGUUGGAGAAGGAAAGGCAGGAGAAGGAGAAGUUGGAGAAGGAAAGAAUUGCAAAGGAGAAGGCUCAGAAGGAGAAGUUAGAAAAGCAGAAACUGGAGAGGCAAAGGUUGGAAAGAGUGAAGGCAGAGAAGGAAAGGAUAGAAAAGGAGAAAGCUGCUAAAGAAAGGGCACAAAUGGAACGAGAGAAGGCUGAGAGGAAAAGACUGGAGGAGGAAAGACUUAAGGAGAAGAUUGCCAUGGAAAAAGCAGAGAAAGAAAGGGAGAAAAUGAUCCAAGAAAGACUUGAAAAACAAAGGUUAGAAAAAGAAAGAAUUGCAAAAGAAAGAGCUGAAAGAGAGAGACUGGAAAAAGAAAGAAUAGCCAAAGAGAGGGCAAGAGAAGAGAGGGAAAGACUUGCUAGGGAGCUACAGGAGAGAGAGCGCAUCGCUAAAGAAAAGGAGAGAGUCUCCAAGGAAAGGCAAGAAAAAGAAAGGAUUGCUAAAGAAAGACUGGAGAGAGAGCGCAUCGCUAAAGAAAGGGAACGAAUUGCCAAAAUGAAGGCAGAAAAUCAAAGAGUGGAGAAAGAACGCCUAGAAAGAGCCGCUAAAGAAGAGAAGGAACGCAUCAACCAAGAGAGGGAGAGAGUCGCAGAGACGGAGAGAUCAGCCAAAGAAAAAGAGAGAAUCGCUAAAGAACAGAUAGUGAAGGAACAGCAAAGACUAGAGCGGGAGAACGCCUCCAGGGAUGAGCAGAUGAAGAAAAGGCAGAGAAUGGUGGAAGAGAAAGCCUUGUGGGAGAAGAAAGGACAGGAAGGAAAUUCCACCUCGAGCAACACUCGGAGACCGGAGAACCUGCAGAGGAAGAACGGCACUUCUGGGAUGGAGAGACGAGGCUCUGCGGCCGCCGGGAGAGACAAGAACGUCUUGGAGAAGAAGAAAAAAUGAGUCUAUAAUAUACGUGUUUAAACCAUUUUCAGUAAGAAAAAAAAGUUUCAUCAUCAGAACACAAUGAAUUCAUAAUACUUUGUAAAAUGUUCAUAUUUAUUAGGUUUUUACUUUAAAAUCCAGGAAGGAUAGAUGAAACACUUCUUUAAAUUAGGACAAACCUAAAGCUUAUUUCCUAGUUUGGUGCUUUUGUUGUGAACAUGAUCUUUUGUGAUUUUAGGUUGUGGUGUUUUCUUUAUUUCAUUAAAGUAAUUUUUUAAUUGAAGCAGCAUUUUUUUACGUUUUUGUUACAGUAUUUUACAUUAUAUUUUACUGUUUUACAUAAACUGAGGAAUGAAAAAGGCCCCAGAUGCAGCAAAGGGUUUGUUUUUCAUUUUUCCACAAACCUUUUAAUGUACAAUAAACAACAUUUACUAAACUAAUUCGAACUGAAAACAUCAAUACACCUAAAACUAAAUACCAUCUGUUAAACUUUCUUCUAUUUUAUUUGCGUUUAAACUGAAUGUUUUUAUUUAUUUAUUUAUUGUUCGAUGAAAGGACUUGGUGUCUUUUCAUAAGUAGACUUCCUCCUUUAGGAGAAAAAUGUUUCUUUUUCGGUGACAAUAGUCUCCAAUUGUUAGAUUUUAUUCACAGGUUUUGGCCAAAACAAAUCAUUUUCAUUUUUGUAUAAAGGAAAGAUUUAAGUGUGAUUUUUAUGGACUUUUUCCUGCAAAUAGAAAGAGGUUUGUGUGUGUUUUUUUUUUGUCAGACACAAAGAUACGAAUAAUGCAAAUUCAAACAGUUUCUGUCUGUGUCUUAAACACUUUCAGCACACCACGGUGUUGUGCUGCACAAUGAAAGGUUCAUGUUUGCCCUCAAUCGGAAAACUCAUUUUUAUAAUGUUUGUGCUCUUGGUUCUGCUGCAUUUGAUCAGAAUAUUCUGACUCUCUUAACUUUUUCCUGUUAAUGAUGAACUUUGAAAGUUGAUAUAAAGUGUUCUUUUUUCUCA